Molecule: messenger RNA, 2394 nt
Organism: Oikopleura dioica
Lineage: Eukaryota; Metazoa; Chordata; Appendicularia; Copelata; Oikopleuridae
Source: the annotation of a GenBank genome assembly
AUGGCAGAAAAUAAUGGUCACGAGGAUAUGGAAUAUCUUUUUGAAGAUACUUCCCUUGAAGACUUUCAAGUUCAGUUGGACAGAAGAUGGGUAACGCGUUCCUCAAUGAAAGUUGUUUUUGAGAACAAAUACGGUGGUGCCAUUCACGGCCACGGAGCGCAGCGUUUGCAUCGAAUCAUGAACUUGACCGAGACGAAGAUCGAAAUCGACAAGGCAAGAGAGCGACACAGGCUUGCAACUCAUAGAGAUGCAAUCAUUAUUGGGGAGAAGACUUCUGUCGAGCGAGCACUUUUCCUUUUGCAUGUGUGUGCGAACAUUCUUUAUUCUUAUGUCUCCUCGCAUUUAUCGCUGGAAGAUGCUGUGAUGCAAUGGCGAGCAAAUGCAGUGAAGAAUUCAGUGAGAAUGGACAAGAAUCAGAACUUCGAAUCUGGGUACCACUCAAAACAGAGAACCGUCGAAGCCGACUUAUCUAUUUGUACCGCAUCUGAGUUGAGUCACUUUCCGAUUGAUGAGACCUGUCCAGUUGUCGAUCAAAACGACUUCCAAAGCCGCAUCGAAAGACUGAGAUUGAAUGAUCAUCCGCGCACAAGUGAUUCCGCUUCAGCUAUAUACGAAGCUCGACGAGACCAGCGACGGAAAUUGAUUGAAUCAUCCACAGAUGAACCAAGUUUUAUUGAGCCGCCUGUCAGUGAAUCUCCUGUUGUUCAAUCGACAGUUCUUGAAGAACGUUUUAAUCAGCCAGUUGAACAAAUUCUCCCUAAACUCCUUACGGCAAUAAACUCUCUUGGCGACCUCGUAAAAGAUACUGGCCUCUUAGAAACCCUGAAAACAAACAAAGAUUACGUCCAUAUUACUGAAGGAGGCCUCUUUCAUGUUAGGUUCUCGAAACUCCAAGGAGAAGAUGACUUCGAAGCAAAAUUGAUUAACGACAGUGCCGCAGCAGAUGCUCCCUUCAAUGCUAAUGACAAAAUUUCAAUGGCUAUCGAGGAGUACGCGAUAAGAAUGGUCGCUGUUUUCAAGGAGAACUACCGUCAGAAAUCAUUCAGGGUCGGAGAGUUUACUGAUCAUUUGAAUGCUGACGAUUACGCGGUGUCAAUAAUCAGUUUUCUACAUGACUAUCUGGAGUACUUCUACCAUCUCCGUCUCCAAGAAAAUCUUAAUGAAUAUCCUGAAUUCUCCGUUCUUCAAAACAAGAGAUCGGCUUUCAAUAUUCAUUGCCUGAAUACGAUCAACUAUUUUCAAUUAAAAAAUGAUGGAAGCACUCUAUGGAGGAUCAUCGCCAGAGAGGCUUCACUAGAUUUUUGCUCUACCGAAGAAGCCUCAUCAAUGUACGCCGAUUACUUCAAGCGUUCUGGUGGAUCAAUAGAGCUGCGAGACAACAAUCUACUUCAAAUCAUGCGACUAAAAGAAAAUGAACAGCUGGUCUCGCCGAAUGAUUUCGCCGAUUGGUACAAAGAAUUUGCCUUUGGGAUAUUCAAGGACAGUAUCCAAACAAUGACGGCCGACGACGGGGAAGAAUUUCGCUACUUCAAUGAUGUGAAACUAAAGAACUUACAAUCGUGUGUCGGAGCUACCGUAGAAGUCGUAGAUGAAGAAGUUUCAGCGAUGAAAAACGAUUUAGAGCAGGAAAUCAAAGCGUUUGUCGAGGAAAAUGAUUUCAAAGUUGCAAAAGGACAAGAUGGCUUCAAAGCAGCUGGACUGUUUCCUUAUCUUGUCGAAGGCCGAGAGCACCUUUUGAAACCAGGACAGCUUCUUAUCUACAAUGGAUCGUAUAGGGAGCGCUGCAUGGUGAUAACUGUCGGUGAAGAUGACAAGAAUAAUGUCCUGAAUCAAGAUCGCUCCUACUUUGCUCGGCAUUCACCAUCAUCUCUGCAAGAGAAGCGUUGCAGAACAGCAAGAAGGAGUAGAGAAAGAGAUGAGUUUUCUGCAUGCAAAAGUGUUAAAGUGUACUAUCUUGAUUACGGGCAUCCUGAUACGGUUCCGGUAUCUGACUUGUACUUUGCCUCCCGUCAGUUCCUCAAAUGGCCCCUCUUAUCUGUCUCAGUUACGCUGUACAACUACAAGCUAGAUCAGGAAACGUACAGUGAUCACCACAAACUGUGCAAUGAAUGUGGAAAACAUGGGCUUGCAUGUUACGCAUAUGAUUUUUGGGAACGUAGACUUGCGUCUGAGGAAACUUAUCGUAUGCGAUUACUCAAGAAUUCUCAGCCUGACGAGUGGAGUCAAGGUGGUACCCCGCCUUUGGUCGUCCUUCAGAAAUCAACCAAAAAAUACGAGUUACUCAGAAAGAGCCUCGAUGUCCUUACAGCUUGGGUGAAUACUCGUGCAACCUUUGGCGACAACCAUGUUGUUACCAUGGAAAAGCAUGAAAAACUUUCGAAUUCUUCCGAUUAA